Leptopilina heterotoma is the source of this 1837-nucleotide messenger RNA. RefSeq names its product speckle-type POZ protein B-like. The transcript is spliced from 2 exons. Gene Ontology annotation, biological process: regulation of proteolysis; proteasome-mediated ubiquitin-dependent protein catabolic process. Gene Ontology annotation, cellular component: cytoplasm. The record is from RefSeq and is a predicted model, not a curated record. Bases 211 to 1326 code for a protein of 371 amino acids. NCBI's taxonomy places the organism in Eukaryota, Metazoa, Arthropoda, Insecta, Hymenoptera, Figitidae. Gene Ontology annotation, molecular function: ubiquitin protein ligase binding.
UGUUCGUCGCUCGUCGGUUCGUAACUGUCAUCUCAGAAUUCUCAGACUGGAGCGAUCUUGUUCUUUGUAUUCUAUUUAAUUAAUUAUUAUUCACUUAUAGAAAAAUUACAAAACCUUGAAAGAAAACAGUAUUUAUUAUAUAUUCUAAGGAAUAUAAUACGAUAGUACAUUCUUAUUUGAAACAUUAAGAGAAAUUUACAUGAAAAAAAUAUGAGUACGAAUAAUAAUAUGAAAUUUAUUCCCACGUUUGUUAAAACAAGUGGGACGAAGAGCUACACUUCGAAAUUCAAGUUUCAACAUUAUGAACUCAAUUGGACAAUAGAAGAUUUUGAGUUGAUUUGCAGAAGCGUCAAAAAAAUUGAAUCACCUAAAUUCACAUCAGAAAGUUUAACCAAUUGCCAAUGGUUUCUAGAGUUGGAACCUACAUGUUUGACGGAAGACAAUGAAAAUAAAUUUUUAAUUCGUUUAAAAAACACCGAAAAUAAUAAAGCACGUGUUAAUGCUAGAAUUUCAUUUUUCGACAAUCAAUCGGAAAUUCGAUUCAUUCACUCUUUUGUAACAAUGAGCGUGGUGAAUUCUGAAAUUCUUUUCUGGAAAAUGAGUGGAUCUGAAUUAUGUAAAAAGUUCGGCAAAGCUGUACCCAAAGAUGUUCUUCUCAAAUGCAAACUUAGUGUUUUUGAUUCACUAACAACUGUUGAGGAAGAACCGCCAGUAAAGCGCAGAAAAUUUAAUGAUUUAAUGGAAAAUAUGACAAGUUUACUCAGCAAUGAAAAUUUCAAAGAUGUUAGGUUCAAACUAGAGGAUAAGGAAUUCACAGCCCAUAAGACGAUACUCGCCAUUCAAAGUCCCGUCUUCGCUGCGAUGUUCAACAACAAAAUGAGUGAAGAACUAACGUCGACUGUUGAAAUAAAGGACAUAAAGCCGGAAAUAUUUCAACAAAUGCUGAAUUUUGUCUACAAUGUCGAAGUUGAAGACUUGGACAAAGUGGCACUGGAAUUAUUUUACGUGGCUGAAAAAUACGAACUGAAGGAUUUGAAGACUAAUUGCAUCGACAAUUUACAAAAAAAUCUAUCUGCAAAAACAGUUAUUAAAACUCUUGACAUGGCCGAUUUGUAUUCACUCUCAGAUUUAAAGUCCGAAUGCCUAAAACUAUUGUCAACGAAAUGGGAUGUAAUUAGUAAGAGAAAAGAGUGGAAAAAUCUUGUAAAAAAUCGAUCUUAUUUAACAGUUGAAGUUGAAAACAUGCGUCAAAAAUUAAAUAAAAAGGAAAAUGUCGAAACGGAAAGUAACAAGUCUUUAAGUUUGUCUUUUGUUUUCCGUGAUUAAAGUUUAUUUUUUUAAUUAUUUAAUAAUUAUUCGUCGCCGUUAUUUAGUGUUAUAAACACAAAAAUAUAUAAAUAUUUUAUUGAAAUAAAAAUCCAAUAAAUAUUAGAACAAAAAUUACUGUCAACUCUUAAGUCUUCGUGAAAUCAAAAAUGUGAUAUUUCUUUACGUAUUAAUGGUAUUAAUAAUAAUUGUUAAGUCUUGAAAAUCGUAAAACGUAAAUCGUAAAUCGUACGAUUUACAUGAGAGUAAAUGAAAGAAACAUUUCUUUUCUAUCUCACCAAGUAAAAUUUACAAUUUACAUCUUGAUUUUCAUUGUACUUCGGCCCAUUACUUUAUAAAUCGUUUUGUUUACUCUUUUUUAAAUUAAGAGUUAUUUAAUACAUAUUGCUUAAAUUAAAGAAAUGUUUUCAAAAAAAGAUUGUGAUUUAAGUUAAAAGUUACUUAGUUGUCUUUUGUAAGUCAAAUAAAAUCUGUGAAUUGUAUAAGAAAUAAAAAACUAUUUCUAUUGAAA